This is a messenger RNA of Acanthopagrus latus (yellowfin seabream), 4452 nucleotides long. RefSeq names its product CDC42 effector protein (Rho GTPase binding) 4a (gene cdc42ep4a). The transcript has 2 exons. Bases 461 to 1519 code for a protein of 352 amino acids. Lineage: Eukaryota; Metazoa; Chordata; Actinopteri; Spariformes; Sparidae. The record is from RefSeq and is a predicted model, not a curated record.
CACACACACACACACACACACACAGACACACACACUCGAGCAGGCAGCAGCAGCUUUGUAGUGACUUAUUGCGCUCCGGAGCUGCAGCGUCGCGGCUGAGGAUGCGGUGACAGCAACGCAAACACACACGAGGAGAAGAAGAAGAAGAAGAAGAAGAAGAAGAAGAAGAAGAAGAGUCCUGCGUGAGUGUGCGUGCGUUCAUUUUGGAUUAGUGAGUAGAUCUGCGCCUCCUCCUCCUCCUCCUCCUCCUCCUCCAUUGUCAACCUGCCGGGGGCCUCAACGUGAAGCCGGUUUUAUGAAUGGGAUGCUCGGUUUCCAGGCUGACUGCAGUUGAGAAGCGUCGAUAUUCAUUCCAGGGCCUCUAACAAGGAUUAUAUCCAAAAAUUUGGAAGCUGCCUUCGUCGCCUGAAAGCAUCUUUCGUUACCUCUUUGUGCAAAACAAAGCGGCGAAUCAUCCACCAUGCCAAUCCUCAAACAGCUGGUGUCUGGCUCCCAGACCAAGCGCCGCUCGCGCAUGGACCUGACCAGGGAGAUGAUCAGCGCGCCGCUGGGCGACUUCCGCCACACCAUGCACGUUGGCCGCAGCGGCGACGCGUUUGGAGACACGUCCUUCCUCAGCACCCGCUCAGGAGAACCUCCCGAGGCCACGUCCUACCCCAGCUCCCCCCGGCCCGGCCUCCUGUCUCGCACCUUCAGGAGCAGCAAGCGCUCCCAGUCGGUGACCCGAGUGGACCAGCAGAGAGACAACUCCCUGAUGGCGCCCGGUGGGUCGCCCACCUAUGUGAAGAACGCCAUGUCUCUGCCCUUCCUUAAUGACGGGGACAGAGACAGCAUGGUGGCAAAGAGUUUGUCCUCCAGUCCUUUGAAGCAGCAGGAGGUGGACGGGAGCGGAGCCGCCGCCGCCACUCACUUCCUGGAGCUGCAGGAGCGAAGCUUCGGCGAGCUGACGGAGCUCCCGGAGAGCUCCCACCACUACGGAGGCGGCAUGAAGCACGCCGAGUCGGUGAUGUCCUUCCAUGUGGACCUGGGUCCCUCCAUGCUGGGAGAGAUUUUAGGGGUGAUGGAGAAGGAGGAGGACGAUCUCGGCUACGAGGAGGGCAAGAGCAGCGAGGGGAGGGCCUCGCCGCCUCUCAGCACUCACGGUGACGAAGAGGAGGACAGCGUGGAGAGACAUAAAGACGAGGAUGCAGAGGAGCAGAUGGAGGCCAAGGAUGAGGAGGAGGAUGAGGAGGAGGAGGAGGAAGGAGAUCUGCAGCCGCAUGCUGGCAGCUCUAUUGAUCUGGGUCCUGAGCACGGAGGGCCCUACACCCCCGAGUACACUCCCGAGACCCGACCCAAACACUUGCAGCAUCUGGACAGCUGCUCCAUGUCCAGCUCCAGCUCCGCCGCUCUGGACGAGAAGCCGAGCAGCCAGACGUACGCAGGAGACACGGACAGCGCCACCUUCAGCGCGCCGCCGGAGGAGGAGAACAACUUCUCCUCGUUCCUGGAGGAUGAAGACGACGAGAUCCGCGUAUGAGAAUCCAACAGCCUUGUUCAGAAAAGAAAAAAAAUAAAUAAAAAAGAAUACGGGACACAGAUCAGGAAGAGGGGUUUAUGUGGAAAAAAAAAGGCGAGUCCUUUUGACGGUGUGGAUUUGCACUUGAAUGGGAAUAAGUCACUGUUGUGGGGUUCUGUGGGGAGUAGAGCUGUGAAGACGAGGGAGGACUCGUGCUUCUGUCGGCCUUGCGAGGAGAGAGUGACUGCUCCUUUAGGACGAGCCUGAGCUCCAUCUGUCAGAGAGCCUCAUCCUCCACUUCUCUGCACGUCUGUCAAUCCUGCCUCCACCGUUUGAACGCCCGCGGGGGAGCUGACACGGAGGAGCAGCCACUUUUUAAAAUAUGGAACAUUCCAGGAGUAAGACGGGGACGACUGUUAGAGAAGAAACUUUUGUAGGAAAAACACUUUCCAUAACUGAAGCUCGGCUCUGACUCUCUCUCUCUCUCUCGUCACAUGUGCUUUUUACAUUUGCUUCUUGUUGUCCUUUCCUUCUGUCUGGCUGUGGGACUGAGCUGAAGGACGAGGCCUCCGUCACCGCACCAUCACUGCUUUAGGUGUCACAAUAAAAAAGAGGGCUGUGUUUUUCAAGCCCUGCCUUGAGCUCCUCUCAUCUGAAACCGUCACAGUAAAAAAGUGCCACGAGAUCUGUCAGAGGUUGUUUUUUUUUUCCUCCCUUAUGCAACUCGGGGCCUCUCGUGACGGCGCCUCAAAAAAACAAAAAAAAAAGGGCUGCCAUUUCCUGCUGUGACGCCGGACCACGAAGCCCAAAAACCAAAAUUCCCUCCUUGUUUUAAGUUCUCUGUGAGGCGCCACGCAGUCGAGGUCGAGGCUGUACAUCGGCCUGCAUUUACUAAAAAGCAGCGAGGUGUUACUACAGGAAGCCAGAGGUGUGAGGAGUGGUGGGUGUGUGUGGCGCUGGCGAGGGGCACCGCUUGUUCAAUCGGGUGAUAUUUAUUUUAAUUUUUUUCUUUCUGACCCCCCGAAGCCGUAAAGACGAUGAUUUUACAAUUGAACUGGCCAUCUUCCUCUCUGACUUAUCUGCUAUUUCAAGCUGAAACUGAGACGACUUUGAUAACCACUUCCUUCCUCGUUCUCAAACAUCCUUGCUGCAGCUGCAGUGGUGCAACUGAACCCUGUAAAAAAAAAAAAAAAAAAAAUAGACGUCGCUCCUCAUUAAUCCAGCCUUAACGUAGAGAAACGGUUCCCACUCACUACCACUGACGAGGAGCUUUUUGUUAGAAGAAUCAGAGCACUGACGCGCCUGAUUUGAAGCAGACACUACUAGUAUUUACUGUUUAAUACCCGGUGUUGUUGUUGUUGUUGUUGUUGUUGUUGCUGUUUGUUGUUUCAUAUCUUUGGAAGAAAAGAAAAUCUUUGCUACGUUUUGUGUCAUCCGUCUGAAGAAUGGAUGAAAAAGAGAGGCACAGCCAGCGAUGGAUGCGAGAGCAUUAAGAAAAGAUUUCUAUUUUUACACAAGUUGCUCCGUCAUUGCAGCUUCACUGUAUCUCUUGCAUCAUUAAAGGCUGCGGCCAGAAGAGUCGAGGCUCCGCCGCGCUGAUUGAUUUCCACUGCCUUAACUGAAACUGACAGAUGUGCCAAAACCGUAAUUUUUCUAGCCAAAAAUAAUUCAAGCUCACUUUCUUUUUUCUUUUACUUCUUUUCUUUUCUUUCUUUUUUUAUGGGAGAGUCUGUCAGGUCUGUCUGUCACGUCCUUUCUGUGUGUUUGCAGGUAAAUCACUGUUUCAAUCAGAGUCUCAGCUCCGAGGUUAAAGAGUAAAAAUAGAGUUCUGAGAUGCAGGAAGAAGGAGAAAAAGAAAAAGAGAGAGAAUGAACUCGCAUAACUGGAUAUUUAUACUCCCAAUCACUCAAAACACUACAUAAUAUAUAUUCAGGUAAUAAUAACGGUUAAAGGGACAGUCCACCCCGAAAUCAAGAAUGUAUUUUUUUCAUUUUAAGCUGUAGUGCUUAACUGUAGUGCUGUCACGAAGUUCAUAUAUUAAUUCUGAAAUAACUUUCUGGGAGUCUACUACCAUUUUUCAUCUCAACAAAAACAAAACAACACAAUAGGUGUUUGCUUUUAGCCCACAGCCCACCAUUAACUUUCACUUCUGCAGUGGAAGGGAAAAAGUUCAGGCGCCCCUGAGAUGGAUUGUUUUGGCGCGAGGGUGUCGAGCUCUGGAGGGAUCGGCUGUAGAAAACUCCACAGAUGGUCCACAGGCCUUGUUGCCAGCAGUUUUAUCCUGGAACUUUUCUUCUUGUAUCACUGCGCUGAAGGAAGCGUGCAUCUACACAGGGAUGAGAGGCUAGCUGACUAAGCCAACGCUGCAGCUCAUGCACGCCUCCUUCUGCAGGCUCUGCAUGGAGUUCGGUUGAGAGUAAAAUAGUUCCUGGAUGAAGCUGCUCACAGCGAGGUGAGAGGAUCAGAAGCUCGCUGACGAAGCCGACUGUGAGAGCGCCAUUAGUGACAGAAACAAAGAGGAAGUGUUAGUUAGCUCACCUGUCGUCAAUGAGCGGGUGCACGCUUGCUUUUGCACAGUCUGAAUUGGGAUUAAAUGCCUUUUUUUAAAAUUUUAUCUUUACUUUUUUGCUACGAUGGAUUUAUUUGUUUGUAUUCCAGAAGGAAGCCUGUAUCUACUGUUCUCCAUCUCGCCUCAUCAUAUCAGAGAGACAGCAGAUUAUAGAGAUGGAUUUAAAAAACAACUACAGGUAAAAGGAAAAAUAUGCAUAUUUGAUUUUGAGGUGAGCCGUCCCUUUAACAACUGAGUGUGAAUGGAGGCUGUCGGUGACGCCCUCUCUGUAUAAUGUUGUAUAUUCUGCCUUACUGUCUUCUGUUCUGUAUAUUUACGGCCUUUUUUUCUCUGUUAUCCAAAAAUAACCUAUAUUUUUCAAUAAAAGAAAUCCUGAACAUCUUCA